AUGUCAGAUCCCCUACUGAUAAGCGUAUCUGGACAACCUAUGUUGCCGGAAGUCCCAACUUUGUGGGGUCAUGUGCCUAUGGCCCACAUGGAAGAUAUCAAUACACUCAGCUGGCAUCCUGAUUGUGAACGGCAUGUCGAAUCAGAUCCGGUCAAUCUCGGAAAGACCAAACGUUUGUGCACAGCCGGCGAUGAUGGAAUAAUUCGUUUCUGGUCCAUUCCACUUGCCAUCACUGCCAAUGGUUCGGAAGUGGAGGUUGAUUAA
Echinostoma caproni is the source of this 264-nucleotide messenger RNA. Lineage: Eukaryota; Metazoa; Platyhelminthes; Trematoda; Plagiorchiida; Echinostomatidae. The record is from the annotation of a GenBank genome assembly.